AGUACUGACUUGAGUUCUUUUGGCAGAAAAAAUCAUGCGCCAGCUAGAGGACGUGGUUGGCUUGGAUCGAAAUGACUUCCUUAGCGGCCAGAUGCCAACGCCGCCCUUCAUUGAAUCGAGUGGCCCGAUGGAUUUGAGUCGGUAACGGGAUUCUAGUUUUAGACGCAAUCGAACUGUCGAACGAACACUACAUUCAAACGUUUAGUAUGGGGUAUAUAAUACGAGCCGACCAAAGGCGGGAAGCACUCCUUGGAACAGGGGCAAAUCUGCCCUGGGGAAGCGACGAGCAGCACAUGCAACGUUGUCAUAGCCGGGCACUAUCAUCCAAGGCGCGCCGCGGGGCCAAAGUGGUCUUCAGAGGGUGGGAGCAAAACGUCGGCGAACUCAAGUACCCCCCAUACCCUUGGCCGCUCGGAAAGGAAAGUAAGGAAGGAGGUUAUACGACGGUGGCUGACAGGGUGAUAACCAAGUGCAACAUAAUGACACGGAGACGGAUAUGUAUCUGUAGAGAUCUGGAAUUUCAAAAUGUGACAGCAGUCUGCGAUUUGGGGUUCUACGUAAGGGGGAGUACAGGAAGAAGAGGGGUACGGGAAAUGGACCAUUCUGGGAAUGCUUGUCGCUUGUGGCUACGCAACCUCCCUCGAUGGGAAAGCAUCGUACCCCUGGUUAAAUAUAAUACCUCUUGCUUUCUGUUCCAGGCCCGAGUGGUGGCUAGUAAUUUUAUUACGGCUCUGUUAAGACUCAUGAAACCUCACUCCUGAGCUUGGGAGUGAGUGAUCUCCAACCCUUGGUGGGGAUCAAAUCAGGGAGGAGC
This is a messenger RNA of Pseudomassariella vexata, 814 nucleotides long. RefSeq lists its product as uncharacterized. The transcript has a single exon. Bases 207 to 761 code for a protein of 184 amino acids. NCBI's taxonomy places the organism in Eukaryota, Fungi, Ascomycota, Sordariomycetes, Amphisphaeriales, Pseudomassariaceae. The record is from RefSeq and is a predicted model, not a curated record.